Sinocyclocheilus rhinocerous is the source of this 3539-nucleotide messenger RNA. Its product is annotated as DNA helicase MCM9-like. The transcript has 13 exons. Gene Ontology annotation, biological process: double-strand break repair via homologous recombination. Gene Ontology annotation, molecular function: single-stranded DNA helicase activity; ATP binding; ATP hydrolysis activity. The record is from RefSeq and is a predicted model, not a curated record. Bases 123 to 3356 code for a protein of 1077 amino acids. Lineage: Eukaryota; Metazoa; Chordata; Actinopteri; Cypriniformes; Cyprinidae. Gene Ontology annotation, cellular component: nucleus; MCM complex.
CCAAAUCUGAAAACACGGACAGGAAGAAACACUCAUAUGUGAAUGUUGUUAAUGUAGGCUAUAUAACUACCUCUCAUCCACCCAGAAUACUUCAUGUCUGAGUGAUCCGGUUCAGUCUUCAGAUGAACGUGAUGCUCAGUCAGGAUCAGGUGUCCUUCAUAGGACUGGCGUUUGAGACUUAUGUGAUGGAGCACCACAAGAAUGACAUCCUCCAGAUCUUCCAGGAGGCCAGUGAAGAUGCUCACUAUCCUGUUGUAGUGAAUGCCAUGACCUUAUUCGAGGACAAUAUGGAGGUUGGAGAGUGUUUCAAUGCGUUCCCCAGCCAGGUGCUGCCUGUAUUUGACAAUGCCCUGCACAGAGUAGCCCAGACCAUAUCUCAGUCUUCUUCCUCACCGCAGGAGAGUUUCAAACUCAAACACAAUCUGCAUGUUCGUAUAUCAGGUUUACCUAUGUGUCCCGAGCUGACCAGAGAUCACAUUCCUAAAGCUAGAGACGUGGGCCACUUCCUGUCCGUCACGGGCACGGUCAUCCGCACCAGUGUGACUAAAGUGCUGGAGUAUGAGAGAGACUACAUGUGCAAUAAAUGCAGGAACGUGUUCUCCGUGCAGGCCUCUUUUGAGCAGUUUUACACCUUCACUCCACCCACCAGCUGCCCCAAUGAGGAAGGAUGUAAUUCUUUCAAAUUCACCUGCCUGUCAGGAAGUGACGCCCCUCCGGCCGCCUGCAAGGACUACCAGGAGAUCAAAAUCCAAGAGCAGGUACAGAAACUGUCAGUGGGCAGUAUCCCUCGAUCUAUGCUCAUCAUCCUGGAGGAUGAUCUUGUGGACAGCUGCAAAUCAGGCGAUGACAUCACAGUGUAUGGAGUUGUGUGUCAGCGCUGGAAGCCGAUGUUUCUGGAUUGCCGCUGUGAUGUGGAGAUUGUGCUGAAAGCAAACUAUAUCGAGGUCAACAAUGAGCAGUCCACCACAGCACUGGUGCUGGAAGACAUUCAGAAGGAGUUUUGCAGGAAUGAGAUCUUGAUGAGUCUUUGCCCUCAGGUGUUCGGCAUGUACGUUGUCAAGCUGGCUGUUGCUAUGGUUUUGGCAGGUGGGGUACAGAGAAUAGAUGUGUCUGGAACCAAGGUGAGAGGAGAGUCUCAUCUGUUGCUCGUGGGCGAUCCAGGCACUGGGAAGUCACAGUUUCUGAAGUACGCGGCUAAGAUUACACCACGCUCUGUGCUUACUGCAGGAAUCGGAUCUACUAAUGCAGGUCUGACAGUGGCGGCUGUUAAGGACUCUGGACAGUGGCAUCUGGAGGCAGGAGCCCUCGUUCUCUCUGAUGGAGGUCUGUGCUGCAUCGAUGAAUUCAACAGCAUCAAAGAACAUGACCGCACCAGCAUCCACGAGGCCAUGGAGCAACAAACCAUCAGUGUGGCCAAAGCCGGAAUGGUGUGCAAACUGGACACAAGGACCACCAUCCUGGCAGCUACAAACCCAAAGGGGCAGUAUGACCCUAAUGUCUCAGUUUCUGUGAACGUGGCCCUCGCCAGCCCCCUCCUGAGCCGCUUUGACCUCGUACUGGUUCUGCUGGAUACUAAAAACCCAGAAUGGGACAAAAUAAUCUCCUCCUUUAUCCUGCAGAAUAAAGGUUUGUCCCAAAGAAGAAUCUUUUGUUUUGUGAUAUCAGGGUUUUUCAAAACGCUAAUCAAGACUCUUAAGCCUUGUAUAACACAGGAAGCAAACACCAUCCUGAGCCGCUACUAUCAGCUGCAGAGACAGAGCGACAGCCGUAACGCCGCCCGGACGACCAUCCGCAUGCUGGAGAGUCUCAGCCGCCUCGCCGAGGCUCAUGCCAGGCUGAUGUUCAGAGAGACGGUGACAGUAGAGGACGCUGUUGUUGUGGUGUCUGUUAUGGAGUGCUCCAUGCAGGGAGGCGCUCUACUUGGAAAUGUGAAUGCUCUACACACCUCUUUCCCUGACGACCCCUGUGAACAGUAUAAAACACAGUGUGAGAUUGUGCUUGAGAGACUGGGAUUGACUGAUAUCCUACAGAAAGAACUGCAAAGACUUUCAAGGCUAAAUAGCAGAAGACCGGACUUCCCUAAAGGGACCGAACCACGUAGUGACCACACCAGCGAGCGUCCAACUGGUCAGAAUCACAGUAAUGGUGAGGUGACCACUGAUUCAGACCCCAGCCUGGACUGGUUCCACUCCUUAUCCAGCUCCGUCGUUCACACCUCCCCCGUCAUUACCUCCACACAGAACGCCGCCACCACCACACUGGGCGGCACGGCGGUGUUACCUAGCAACAGCCGUUCCAUACGCCGCAAGGGUUCUGCGUGGGAGAAGGAUGAGGAUCCAUCCGUGGUUGAGGCUGUUGCGGAAAAGGGCUUCAAAAAGCUCAGAGCCAAACGGUUGAAAGAGAUGAAAGCAUCCCUCCUGCUGAGCGAGGAACGAGUUUUAGGAGAGACAGGCGACGAUUUAGAGGAGAUAUUCUCCCACAGUACACCCAAAACGGGGAAGAAACCCUCAAAAAGAAAAAACACAACCAUCAGUCCUCCUGACAUCAGAGCCGAGAGCGGAGAGGAUUUACGCAGCAAACUCACAAACUUCACAUUCAAGCCCAGAGAGAGAAUGACUCAUGCCGAUCAGUCGGUUGCGAAAGCGAGUGCCAAAGUGGCGGUGCAUGAGGGAGCGAAACCUACCGCACCUCAGAUGCCAGAAACACGGGCCGAAAGUGGGAAUCGGUCAAGCUCACGUCGUCCAGCAGAGGGCAGCAGAGCUAAUGAGAAACCCCAGCUAGGAACUAACAAUAAAACCAAAGACGUUUCCUCUCAGGUCUUGAAUGAUGUGAGCACAGCUCAGAAAGGGACGUCUGAGGACACUGAACAUCAACAACAGCUGCUGUCCAGACUCAACAGCCACUCUCCAGGUGAGAAUAAUGGCAACACUAAUAAACACCCACAAUCCCCACCAAGGACAGACCACCCAAAGGUGAAGGUGGCCAGUUCAACUCUGGCCAAACUUUCUAGAUUCUCUUUUACGGGCUCAUCUGAGGAAAACACUGGUGAUAAAACAGUCCCAGCUACACACGGCAGUACAAACAAAGUGCCAGCAAACCCGCUUUCUGAAGACCAGGAGAACACAAGCACACAGACCAGGAAAAAUAUAACCACAGAUGCGAAGGCCACCACUAUGCAGACAGGCAACAUGAGGACAGAGCCCUCCGACAGACAGGAAGAAGCCGGAGAGAACGCUACAAAGAAGAGGAGAUGUUUUGAGUUGGGCUCCGGAGGCCCCGCAGGACUCCUCAAAGGUUUAUCACUGUUUGGCUCGUCUGUCAUAGACGAUGAAGAUCUAGAUGCUGACUGGAUCUGAUGCAGCAGGAGACGUUUGUCAUGUGUAUUAGCAGUAUAUGUAUUUUUUGUGUUUAUUUGUUCAUUUAAAUGCAGUGUGAUGUGUUUUAAUGGCUAAACAGAUUCUGAUGUCACAGUAAAAAGAGUCAAUUUGCACUUUUGUUUUCGUUUAGUAAAUAUCAGUUACAUUUUUAUGUCUGGUUUU